AUGCAUCUGAAAGUCGCGUUGGUGAUCUUUGCGAUUAUCUCGCUCGAAGUGAUGGUGAAUGCUGAUUAUAUUUGGCAUUACGACGAAAUACCAUAUAGUGGUGAUGCAAAAUGCAGAAGGGGUACUUCCUACUACAGCAACGACCUUGAAGCGAAUGACACUAAAAUUGAAAUGCCGACUGAUAUCGAAUCUCUUUUAGACUAUUCUAAUAGAGAUAUAUGCUACUAUUGCAUCUGUUCUACCAGCGGAGAAAACGCUGGCUGCAUCAGUAGGGACCCUUGGGUUUGUGAAUACUACAGAAUCAUCAGACAAGAUGGAGCAGCUAGGAAUAGAUACGCAGAAUUAUUCAAACAAGACAGACCAGCGUAUUUCCGACAGCUAUCCUAUAGGUUGAGAAGAAAUAUGGACGCGGGAAUGACAGCAUUUAUGGAUGUCGGUGGCGAUACAUUGUGCUGCAGUCAUCCCGACGGUCAUCGCCGGAAUCUACACGAGCAAGUCAGAAAUAAGAUACGACUCUUGAGGAGGAAGGUUCCGAAGGAGAACAUCAUGGGAGUGGGUGAUGAAGCCAAUGAUGGUGGUUGCGUACCCUUUGUCUCCGAAUACUCUGACUGCACAGACGCUAAUUCCUGUUCCGGAUGCAAUCGCUGUAUAUGCACAGCAGAAGGAGAAUGGCGUUGUGAGACAAUAUUCGAUUGUUCUGUUGAUGAUGGCAUGACACCAGCUGAUAGGGAGACGGUCAGCACAGCGCUCGAUAUUCUUUAUUCAGAACUCAAAAAUAAAGUUAAAAAGAAGAACCGAGAUUUCGUCCCAUCACCACCAAAACCAGACGACGAACUCAUAGGUUACUUAAUCGCUAUACCUCGAAGAAAGUUCUAA
Messenger RNA from Melitaea cinxia (Glanville fritillary), 876 nucleotides. RefSeq lists its product as uncharacterized. The record is from RefSeq and is a predicted model, not a curated record. Lineage: Eukaryota; Metazoa; Arthropoda; Insecta; Lepidoptera; Nymphalidae. The transcript is spliced from 7 exons. Bases 1 to 876 code for a protein of 291 amino acids.